Cottoperca gobio is the source of this 12059-nucleotide messenger RNA. RefSeq lists its product as uncharacterized. Lineage: Eukaryota; Metazoa; Chordata; Actinopteri; Perciformes; Bovichtidae. Gene Ontology annotation, cellular component: nucleus. The record is from RefSeq and is a predicted model, not a curated record. Gene Ontology annotation, molecular function: nucleic acid binding; zinc ion binding.
GGAAGUCUUUGGGAUAGAGUACGACUCCAUCUGAUGGUCCUGCUAACAGCCCGAAGAUGAGUAAGAACACCUUAAAGACGCAAGAAAUACACAAAUAACGGAAGCUUUGCAUUGCUAUCGGAGCGUUGUCCCCCUUCUCCUGCUCCAGGGCCCUUAACGAGCCCCCUACUUGGAGGGCUCCCAGGGAGUGUGCUCCUGAUUGGCCAGCAGGCUGCCUCCUUGCUGCUGGCUCAACUGAAAGCCCAGCUAGCACUGACGCAGAUUAACAACGCUCUCACUGUUGGCAGCCGAGCGGUGACCUUGUCAUCCAACUCCAACACACCUUCUCCCUACAUACCCACAACACCCCCCUCCCCAACUGCUGCGGCCAUCAAUCUCCUUAACCUUCUGAAGAUCGCAAACACCAUGUCCCAUCCCCUGUAUAAUCCCUAUGCUCCUGGGAACCAAGGUUCCACCAUGGGACCGUAUGGACUCUCCAGUAUACAGGCAGAGAGGGACCCUCGGAGGGCAUCUUCUCACCUUGGACCUGGGUCCGGCUUCAGCUCUACUGGAGCUUCUUCUGCGACUCCUACCAACUCUGGGGGAAUGAUACCGUCGCUGCUACCGUCGAUGCUACCGUCGCUGAUGCCUCAAGCAAUGGGCUUCAGGCCUGAACAGACUAGAGCCAUAGAUGAGAACAUGGAGAGGUCCAUAGACAUGCAUAUUAGCAGAGCCAGAGAGGAGGUGAGGCUUCUUGGCAAACCAAUGCAUCAACCUAUAGACCAGGGCACUCACUUUCCCAGCACUCAAAGGGAUGAGUUUAUUUCCUCAGGCAGAGGGAUGGGCUCAUACCCAAUGUCCUCAACCUCUGCCCCUCUAGGACAUAGACACUCGGGCGUUGAAAGUGGUAGUAGUUCCUUGGACUGGUCGUCUAACUACAAAAGGCCUGCUGCUGAUGACUACUCUAAAUUUUAUUCAUCAUCUACUUCGUCUAACUAUGCAGGCGGUGAUAACGGUAGGUUUAAUGCCUCCAGUGAAAGGGAACAUGAUAUACCGUCGAUUCCAGGGUUGGGUGAUUUUGACUAUCCAAUGUCAGACCAAUCUCCCAAGUACACCUCUGAAUCAGCUUCCAACAUCCUUGUGCACUUUGGACUUGAAAAAGAGGACUUAGAACAUCUCAUCUCCUACCCUGAAGACCAGAUCACCCCUUCUAACCUGCCGUUCAUCUUGCGGCAAAUCCGCAUUGAGAAGACCAAGAGAGGUACAACUGCAGCUCAGUCAAAACCCCAACCCCCCAGAACUGUGGACAGUAACAGUUUGAGUAGUUCUGGAGGGCCAAGAAUGCGGCAAGAGGAAAUGUCAGGGGCUGUUCACCAGCAAGGUAAAGUGAUUGACUAUGGACAUACCGGCAAAUAUACUGGAGGGACUGGGGAUGAGCUUGGAAGAAACGGUGGCAGUAGGUCUAACAGCGGUGGUAGUGGAAGUAUGUUGCCAAUGGACACUUACGAUAGUAGCAAACUCAACAAAAAUACAACAGAGGUGAAGAGCAGUGCCUUGGGUUCUUCACGUGACCAGACGACUUCUGUUUCCAGCCUCAGCUCUUCGUACAGUUCAAUACUGAACUCUGUGGCGCCCCCAAGUAAUGAGCAGACUAAACGAUUGCAGACCCUACCAAACCAGACUUCCCAAACAAUUCUCAGCUCUUUCUCUCUGCCGAAGAAAGACACAGACUUCAGAAUUCUCAAGGCUGAAGCGCAUAAACCAAUUGCUUUGCAAGAACCACAGGCAGGUCGCCAGACGACGACAAAAACCCAACCACCCUCCACUCAGUACCAUGGUAUGCAUCCCACCCGACCUGGCCUUGUGCUCAUUGGCAGUAAUAAAGCCGGUGGCACUAAGGAUCACAGUAUAACUCGAGGACCAGGGUCAUCAUUUGCUGAGCAGAUGAAAAAUCAGCAGUCGCAGCAGCUGCCAGUUCAGCAGAUGCAGCAUCAGCCGCAGCAGCCGGUAACCCAGAUGGGGCAAGCAAUGUGGCCUCCAGUUUUUUCUGCUGCAAAAUCAGUCCCGCCUGCUUCUCACAUCCCCAGCAUCACUAGUGUCAGGCAACUUCCGGCUGGUCCUCGCCCCAUCGUUCUUCCUCCAGAUUUACUUCAGCCAAUCCCAGGCCUGAUGACCCUCAAUCACCUGAGGCAUCCACCUUCCAUCCCGCAGCCGCCGGCAGUCUUCAAGAGUCUGCCAACUGCGGCCAUGAUGCAUGACUAUGCAGCCGCCUCGCCAAGAAUCUUUCCACAUACCUGUUGUCUGUGUAACAGAGUCUGUACCCUUAUGAAGGAUUGGAUCUCCCACCAGAACACCAGCCUUCACCUUGAGAACUGCACAUUCCUCCGAAAACGAUUCCCAGCGUGGGAUGGUGAGAUAGCACUCAGGCCCAGUUCUGCAGGUAAAGAUGACAAGGCCUCGCCUUCAACCUCUUCACACACUUCCCAGCAUCGUCAGAAAGCCAGUUCCCGCUCGAUCAGCCCCCGACGCCACCAUGGCCCAGACAGUAGAAGGGAGAAUCGCAGCAGUCCAUCACAUUCCCCACAGAGCUCCAGAUUCAGUCGCAGGUCCCGAUCUCGUUCUUCAUCCCCAUGGUAUGAUCGCCCUACCUCCUCCCGCUUUCGAUCACGUUCAAGGAGCAGUGAGAGACGAUCGUCGCCGAGGAGAGACAAGAAAUUGUCCUCACUAAGGACCAGAGAUGACAGACGACCAUCUUCAAGGAGGACCCAUGAGAGGCUGUGGUUACCAAGGACGAGUAAUCAAAGACGAUUAGUCAAACGAAAGAAGUCGAGGAAUGCAGAAAACCUGGCUAAGAAACUAAUGGAAACACCAGCUGUCCAGUCUCUGUCGAAAGAUUCUGACCUGGAGGCUGUGGUUAAAACUCUGGCUCCUGCCUUACUGGCCGAGCUAGCCAAGAUGAAGUCCUCAUCAUCAUCAUCACACUCCUCGUCCGUAGGAGGAAAUCCCUCCUCGUCUUCUACUGCCGUUACUGCAAAGAAGGAGUUCACUAAGAAGCCUUAUAAAGCAAACCCCAACCUGCAGAAGUCUGUGUCUGGUAAAUCGACGCCUCCGACGAUGGUGAAACUAGAAGGGAUUCAGAGUUAUGUCUCUUACAACAAUGUGAUGGAUGCUAUGAGGCAAUUUGGAAAAACCAAGACUAUUGUACUGUAUCGGUCUAAACGUGAGGUAACGGUGUGUUUUGAAAAAGAGGAAGACGCAAAUAAGUUAAAGAGCUUAAAGAGCUUUGAAGUCAAAGGAACGACAAUCUCUGUUGUCAGCGAACAGAAGGAUGUUGCUAAGGAACAAAAGAAUCCUCCUAAGAAAAAACCUGCCGCAUCCAGUGUCGACACACCUCAAACCCCUACCCUGCCUCGGCUUACAGCGCCUUUACCUUCUGGAGACAAAAAAGCUGCAACAGGCAAGCCUACCAAUCAGAAAAGUGCAGCUAAAGGUUUAGUUAAAGGCGUAACGACUGGCACUAAAGCAAAGGUCUUGGUUUCCAAAACCAAAAACAUCUCAACCAAGCCGAUAACUAAAACGGUAAAAACAGCAAAGGCUCCUGUGAAGGGAGCUGUGAGAAAGACUUUGGUAAAGCAAAAACCGUCCUCAGGAUCCAAGUCCACAGCUCCAGCAAAGCAGCCCGAUGUAGAAAAGUCCAAGCCUAAAGAAUCUGAAACUAAUGUUGAAGAAGCUGUGCCGAAAGAAGUCGUUGAAGAAGCUACUGUGACAGUUCUUGAACCUAAGCAUCAGGCAGAACUUGACAAACCCAAUGACAAACCCAAACCCAAUGACAAACCCAAUGACAAACCCAAUGACAAACCCAAACCCAAUGACAAACCCAAUGACAAACCCAAACCCAAUGACAAACCCAAUGACAAACCCAAACCCAAUGACAAACCCAAACCCAAUGACAAACCCAAUGACAAACCCAAACCCAAUGACAAACCCAAACCCAAUGAUAAACCCAAUGACGCUGAAGAUGCUGAACCAGCUGAACCAAUGAAGAUUGGAGAAAUAGGAGUUGAAUUGGAAGAGCCCAUGGAAGUUGAAAGUUGUGCUAACGGCCAAGGAGCAAAACCAACAACUACAGAGACCGUACCAGAGAAUCUACCACCAGACAGUACAAUGGAGACCCGGCCAACAGAAACCUCUGUCAAAACUUUACCACAAAUGUCAGAACCAGAGUCCACUGCACUGCAAGAACCGGGGUCCAAGACGGAGGCUUCACACAUGCAACAGAAGGCUGCAGGAAGCCCAACUGAAGACGCUGUGGAGGCAAAGUCGCCAGAAGGAGGGGUGGAGACCAAAACAAUGCAAAAAGAUUCUGUGACUGAAGUGAAGACACAAACGGUUGCAGCCAAGAAGGCCUCCAAAGGCAACGCCGUUUCCACGUUGACUAUUGGGGAGAUGAUUGAAAAGCACCUGCAGCUUUGCCUAAUAUCCCGCUUCAAGUUGAAAACCUGGAGCGGACCGCGGUUCAUUUCACUUGGUCAGAGGCAUUUGCUCAUAACAAACCUGCCAAAGUAUCACGAUGGCUGCUACACAGAGAGCGACAUUGCCAAUCUGCUCAAACCAUUUGGGUUUACAAAUAUCGAUGACCACAUCUAUGUUGUUCCUCAGACCCGCAUGGCCUUCUUCUUGCUACCGACAGUGGAGGAUGUGCUCAGAAUAAUGAACGUCUCCUUGGCCACGAUCAUUAUUUUCAAAGGGUCUCAACUCUCCUUCCAUGCCGUAGCAGACGGAAUUUCAAUGGUGCCGAGCCCAAUCUAUAGUCGUCGAGGAAUGCGACUGGAAUGUCAGGCGCAAGAGAAGGAUUGCUGGUUGUGUGGGCAGUUCGGCCACUUCCAAAGUGAGGGUGUGGUCCAGGUUGCGGAGCUGCCAGAAUCCAGUCCAGAAUGGAUCCAGCGUGCACCGUUGCUGUUUUAUAAGUCGCUGAUGAACCUGAUCCUAUUUCACGUGGCAGAUUAUGGAUCGAGAAUAGUCCUCAUCAAGAAUAUUUCAUGGAAGGAGGCCGGGGAGCUCAGAGAAAAUAUGAAACCAAUCAUAUCUGUCAAGAACUACCUGCCGCUGCUCAACAAGGUAUUUAUAGAAUUUGAGUCCACUUGCGAUACUGAUCGCUUCGGACUCUGGUGCAGUAAGAGAGAAGCCUCCGGCCACAAAGUUCAGAGGCUGAGCAAACACCACGUUGCCCAUCUGUCACUCUCUCAAAGAGAUGGAGCUCAGGCAAACACCAGCAGUAGUGUUGCCGUGCAAAGUAACCCGCGCGAUGAUUUAGGACCAUUUUGGGUCACGAUGAGAAUGCGUCCCUUCCUGUUCCCGACCGUGUCUCCUUUGUUCAUCAUCCCUGAUUACCGGACAGUCAGAUCACAGAGCGACAUUGAGAAGGCCAAAGUUCAUGGCUUCGCGUUCUCCACGAUCAUGUUGACCGGUUUGCCAGAAGGUGUCUACCAGCAUGAGGACGUGGCCAAUUUGGUCUCCCGGUAUUUCCCCAAACAGAACCUUGAGUCCCUCAACUACAACGUGGCGGUCCUACCGGUGCAGAAGAGGGCCUUUGUGUUUUUCGCUGAUUGGACUUCGUGCAGCGAUUUUGCUGGAGAUCAACUCUUAAAUCCAGUUUUUGUCAAAGGCUUCAAGCUCAGUGUUCACUUCGUCUUACAAGACAUGCGUCCCCAACCCAGUGAGGAGAUGAUGUACACAACUCUGAUGAAGCUGAGCGACGCUGAAGUUAAAGAGACGAAGCUUCUGGAGGAGCGGCUGCUGUGUGUGGACAUUUCUGAGGUGUCUCUGGACAUCAUCUGGGUCGUCAUAGAAAUGGUGGCGUCCAUUGCAACCUUUGUCAACUUCCUGCCACUCGCCAACAGGAUAUACGUUGAGAUGUCUGACUCCAGCGCUGUCACCAAAGUGGUGAAGAAACACAUCACUUUCAAACCGGACUCUUCUAACAAGAGCAACGCUUGGAGUAAAGUUCUACGUGCUGAGUCUUUGAAGAGCAUAAAACAGCGUCUACGAGAUUCAAGUAAGACCACAACAAACUUUGACCCGAACGCCGUCAUUGUCAUAGACGAGCCUCCAGCUGUGAAAUGUCAAACACAGCCCCCUCCUUCGGAACCGUCCACCGUUACUGAGCCCAUCACAGCAGGACCAAGUGACGUAGCCAUGAAGGAGGACGGGGAGAAACCUGAGAUCGUCACGGACUCAACUGUUGUUCCCGAGGCAAAUGAAGAUGUAGAGAAAGUGGAAGUAAAGAUGGAAGAGGGGUCUGAUGUGACGUCUGCGGUGACGUCUGAUGUGACGUCUGCUGCGACGUCUGAUGCGACGUCUGAUGUCACAUCUGCUGCGACGUCUGAUGCGACGUCUGAUGCGAAGUCUGGUGCGAAGUCUGGUGCGAAGUCUGGUGCGAAGUCUGAUGCGACGUCUGACGUCACGUCUGAUGCGAAGUCUGGUGCGAAGUCUGAUGCGAAGUCUGACGUCACGUCUGGUGCGAAGUCUGGUGCGAAGUCUGACGUCACGUCUGAUGCGAAGUCUGGUGCGAAGUCUGGUGCGAAGUCUGACGUCACGUCUGAUGCGAAGUCUGGUGCGAAGUCUGGUGCGAAGUCUGACGUCACGUCUGAUGCGAAGUCUGAUGCGAAGUCUGGUGCGAAGUCUGGUGCGAAGUCUGACGUCACGUCUGAUGCGAAGUCUGGUGCGAAGUCUGGUGCGAAGUCUGACGUCACGUCUGAUGCAAAGUCUGGUGCGAAGUCUGGUGCGAAGUCUGCUGUCAGCAGUGGAACCACAGGCCCGGCUGCUUCCAGUCCUGCCCCGUCAGCUGCAGCGCUCAAGCCUGAAGGAACCUCUGCAGAACUUCCUCCGAUUAACGCAGAUGAUUUCCAGGCCAUCACGGCAGCGGUCCGCAAUCAUAGACUCACCCGUGUGAGCAGUAGCCGGAUGGGGAGGAAGCAGUUUCAUCUUGAUUUCACAGAUGACGCUCUUCCUUCAGACGCCUAUAUUUUUGAUGACCAAAAUAUAAACAUGAAGGACUUUGUCACCGUUGAUGAAGUUGGUGGUGAUGACCGGAAAUACACGCGCACCCACCCUCGUAGAUCCUCUUCAUCGAAACACUCCAGAGGGGAGAGGUUUAGGGCAGACGGCAGACGGACCUCAAAGAGCUCUUCGAAAGCCCCUUCCUCAUCCACCUCAUCCAAUUCAACUAAAGGCUCAAGCUCUUCUAGCUUUGCGUCACCAAAAAAGCCCAAGGACUCAUCUGAGUCCACCAAAUCCCCAGCCUCUGCCCACGUCAGUAAGGCCUCCUCCUCUUCUUCUUCACUGUCUGCUGCAAGGCCUUCUUCCUCUGGUCAGAAAACACAACAGAACAAGACAAAAUCUCCAGCCAAAGCAUCAAGUACGGCAUCCUCCGCUGCUAGUACCCGCUCAUCCUCCGCUGCACGUGAAACAGAAAAGAAAACAUCAGCAGCAACUGUGGAGGCGUCGAUGGAGCGUCCUUCAGAGUCUCUUAAAGACGAAGUGAAAGCCACUGAGAGGACAGUGGCAAAGUCUGACCACAAAGUGUCAGCAGAGGGCAUUGCUGCAAAAACUGUUGAGUCGGAGACAAAACUAGAAGCAUCAUCAGAGAUGCAUCCACCUCGACAGGGACACGGCUUAGAGUUGAGCCAAGCACAGAGUCUGGACAAUGAUUCUAAUGUCGACACACUCAAAGACCAGAAGAAAAGCAAAGAGGAAGGGAAAGAAGACAAACCUACAACGGUGGAGGAGGACGGCGGGGAAAAAUACCAAAUCCUUGAUUCAGUUGAGCAGAUGGAUGGUGCGGACCAAGACGGCGGCUCUGAAGGCCAGCUGACUCGACCUGAGGGACACCAGACUUUGCACAAGGAAAGCUUUCAGGCUGUAGACAGUGCCCACCGACAGGGGUCAAAUGAAAUGGAAAUGGACAAUUCUUUCCAAUUGUUAGACAGUGUUACCGAAGACCAAGCAGCUACAGGUCAAGAGGACAGUCCCCUGGUCCAAGAGGACAGUCCCCUGGUCCAAGAGGACAGUUCCACAGUAAAGCAACUGUCUGAGAAAGAUUCAAUCUCAGCAGGUGACACAUCUGCUAAAGAUUCAGCAGGUAAAGAUCAAGAGGCAAAUGUAGAUCAUUUCCAAGUGUUAGAUGCAGGUAGUAAACAAGCUUCAAUAGGAGAUGAGAUAAAGAGAAAAAAGGACGAACACAAAGGUGAAAUGUUAUCAACAGAAUCCUGCAAAGCCUCCGAAGAUGUGGAAAAUCCUGGAAGCCAAAUCCCAAAAGAAAAGACUCCACAAGACGCCGACAGCAAAGAUACUUUAAAAGAUGCUCCUGAAACAGAAACCUUUGAGAUAUUAGAUUCCGUUGAGGAUCAGACUACAACAGAAGAUGACAGCCAACACCUUGAAACUCCCAGUGGCCCGUUAUCUAAAGAAGAAGUUGGGCCCAUGGAGGACGAGGACGACGUAUAUGAGGUCAUUGAUUCUGUGGAUGAUCAGCCAACGACAGACACUGACGACACGGGGAAAAGAAACAUGAGACUGGAGGCGACUUCUAGAAAAGAUGAUAGACCAUCAAAGAAGAGUGGCCCCGCAACCAGAGCGUCCAAGUGUCAGGAGAAGGAGAAAUCUCCAAAGAACAGGGCGGUUAAAAAACACGAGACACGGACAAACAUGGACAGGACUGCAGUUUCUAAAAAAGACAAAGAGGUCACACAGGAGAUCGUGUAUGAGAUAGUAGAUUCUGUUGAAGACGAACCGGCGCAAUAUAUCGGCGCCACAGAAGUGUCUGGUAGAAGGAGGAGUGCAAGAGGAAGGAAAGAGGAUAAAAUGAUAGUGGAUCUCACAGAAGAAAAACCAGAGGAGGCUACAUACAAGAUUUUAGACUCUGUAGACGACGAAACGGCCAAUGAUGAACCGACCAUCACAAGAUCUACCCGAGGAAAGAGGGAAAGAACAACGAAGAAAGAAGACACACCAACAAGAAGGAGACACACUCCUGCCAGAGAGUCCCAGGAACGAAGCAGGGACAAGACCCCAAAGAAAGAAGAGAAAGAACCUCCGAAGGAGCUCGCACCAUCAAAGAAGAGUGACGUUGUCAGCGAGGUAAGUGAGGAAGAAGCCACCUAUGAAGUCCUUGACUCUGUGGAGGAUGAGGUUGUUAAAGACGAUCGUCCCGCUACGAGAAGAAAAGUAAAAAGGGGAAGACCAAAAAAAGAUGUUAAAACAACAAAAAAAGCCAUCGUAACAUUAAAGAAGGGCGACGAAGAUGCAUCCGAAAAGGUGGCUGAUGAAGAAGAGGCGACAUAUCAGAUUCUUGAUUCUGUGGAGGACGAGACGGUUGACGAUCCCAAACCCACAGGACCGUCAACAAACAAUGACCAGCAAACAAAGAGAAGUGCAUCUCUCGCCGGAUCACCCAAAGAUGAAGAGGAGGAGGACGAGCCUAUGUAUCAGAUCGUAGAUUCUCUGGAAGAUGAACAAGCUCAAGAGGAGCUGCGGGCCUCAGAGGCGUCCGAGAUAGGGAGGAAGGGAAAAGAGGAAACUCCUGCAAAAGAAGAGGCAUCAGCUGGAAAAGAAGACACACCAACAUGUGGAAGCACAGUUGUGGAAACAUCUGAGAAGGUGGAGGAGCCUCUGUAUCAGAUAGUUGAUGAGUCGCAUGAUGAUCCGUCUGCUGCAGAAGGAUCUGCAGCUCCACCCGAAACAGACCUCAAGAAGGAGGACAAGUCAACUAAACCCCAGAGCCAUACCGUCAUACUUAAAAAGAAGAAACAAAAAUCGUCUGAGAAAGACGAAGCAACGAGCACUCUGGUGAACCUGGACGAAGUGAGCGAGGAGGAGGAGGAUUACCCCGAUGACGCGGCCGAGGAGGAAGAACUGAGGAGGCGACAAGCUGCCGCAAAGGAGAAGCACGAAGUGAGGAGGACCAGGGAGAAGGACGAGAGGAGAACCAGGGAGAGAGACGAGAGAGAGCGAAGGAGCCGGAGCGGCAGCAGCAAAGGAGGAGAGACGAGGAGGGAGAAGGAGCGGGAGAAAGAGGAGACGCUGGAUGUGGACUCCAAGGAGCUGCUGACUCUGGAUGAAGUGGGAGCCGAUGACGCUGAAGAGGAAAGAGCGCUGGAGAGCCGAGAGCGGGCUGAAGAGAUCACGGGGGGAGAGCUGCAGGCACUCGUCACAUUGGACGAGUUCGUAGAAGAAGAGGAAGAUGAGAAGCAAAGCACGCUGAAGACCCGCCCCCCCAGCCAGGAGGACGAAUCAGUGGACUUCUUAAACUCAGAGACUUUGGUGACUUUAGAUGAAGCUGGUGAUGAUGAGGAAGCGAAGCCAGACGAAGAGGAAGCUGAGAAAACCUCAAGAUCCGCCAAACGCAAACACGGUGAUCACACAGAGGAAAUUGUGAACUUUGUGACGGUGGACGAGGUGGGAGAGGACGGAGAGGAGGCGGUGAAGACCAAGACGAAAGGACAAGCCAAGAAGAAAACCAGACUGACUCCUGUGAGAAAAUCCACCAGAGGCAAAAAGUUGACCGCAAAAGACGAGAGAGAAGAAGAAAGGGAACCAGCUGACACUGCUGUGCUGCCUCUAACUUCAGCCGACGCCUCCUCGUCACUGGACAAAGGUCCGUCUACGCUGUCAAGUGACGGCAAGCCGGAGGUCCAUAAGCCGGAGGUCCAUAAGCCGGAGGUCCAUAAGCCGGAGGUCCAUAAGCCGGAGGUCCAUAAGCCGGAGGUCCAUAAGCCGGAGGUCCAGAAGCCGGAGGUCCAGAAGCCGGAGGUCCAGAAGCCGGAGGUCCAGAAGCCGGAGGUCCAGAAACCGGAGGUCCAAGCCGACAGCGGUGCUGCCUCUGCUGGGCAGGAGCUGCAGCCGCUGGAGGGAUGUGUGGAGGAAGGAGAGGAGGAGAAGGAAACACGGAGCAGGGCGGACAUUAAAGUUGGGAGUAAACAGCGGAGGGAGGGUGUCGGACCGGAGGCGAAGCGAUCUCGUUCUCAGUCUCCUAGUGUCGAUGCCGACGUCAAACUGCCGCCAUUCAAACCCAACAACCCCCUGGGUCAGGAGUUCGUGGUCCCCAAGUCUGGUUAUUUCUGUAAUCUGUGCUGCGUUUUCUACGCGAGCGAGAGCAACGCCAGGGAUCUGCACUGCAGCAGCCAGAGACACUACAGCAGCCUGCAGGAACAUUACCAGAAGCUUCAACAGAAACCAAGUUCCUCACAAAGUCAAGGAUCCGUUUCUGAUUGAUCUUCAACUUCUUCGAAAAAUGUGAAACUGUGUAGCUUUACAAACCACUGCAGAGGAAUAAUAAUAUUAAGCCAUGUUGGCAAUAACUAAUUGCUGUAAAUUCUACAUCCACCAUAAUACUCGAUAAAUAUCUGAACAUCGUCCCAACGAUGCAGAACAAACACAGAGAGCAGAGCUUCAUCUUAAAGUCAGUGAACGUUACAUAUUUGGAGGUUUGGCACUUUUAAAAGGUGUUACUACUCAUCCAUAAAUAAUGAAUACAAUAUUUACAGUUUAAACAUAAUUCAUUAGCAUUUUAUUUUCUAGUUUGUGCUAAAUGUGUUGGCUGGUGAUCAUCUUCACUCUGCUCUCAUUUAUGUAAUAAAGCUAUAAUGUGCUAAUAUUUGUAAAGCAGGAGGAGCUGAUACAGUGGGAGCUUAGUCACUUGUUUUUAAAACUGUAUAAAUAAAGUUUUGAAUUGAAUCUUGCACAUGAAGUGUAAUAAGGUUAGAUAAGUGUUAACAUCCACUUUCAUUUAAUCAGCCAUGCAAGGGAACAGUCCCAACACUGUUGGAGGAUUCAGUAAAGAACUAAACUCCAGUUUUUAACUGUUAGACACACACGAGCAAUGUUUCUUAUUGUUUUCUAAUUUGAGAGGUACAUUUUCUUGUGAAUUUAAGUAACUGUCCAAGUCAAUACUAAUUAUAGAGAAUAUGUUAUGUGAUGUGUUUGUUUUCCUUUGAAGAAAUGUAUAUGAAAUGACACCAAAUCCCAGUUUCUGCACAUGUAAAAUGUCAUUUCUAUUGAAUAAUUAAAAUGUUUUCCCCUCA